Molecule: messenger RNA, 438 nt
Organism: Camellia sinensis
Lineage: Eukaryota; Viridiplantae; Streptophyta; Magnoliopsida; Ericales; Theaceae
Source: RefSeq, a predicted model, not a curated record
AUGCUUGCUUAUGGAGUAGCCGCUGAUUUUAUGGACAAAUAUGUGAGAAUUGGAGAAAGCACUGCAAUAGAAAGCUUAAAAUAUUUUGUUAAAGCAGUUGUUGAUAUUUUUUCUAAUGAGCAUUUCAGGUCACCAAACAGCAAUGACAUCGCUAAACUACUAGUGGUUGGUGAAAGUUGUGGAUUUCCUGGAAUGAUGGGGAGCAUUGAUUGUAUGCAUUGGAAAUGGAAAAAUUGUCCGACUACGUUGAAAGAAAGGUCUUUUGCAUUUACCGAACUUGCUAAAGGGCGUGCUCCUGCAGUUAAUUACACCAUCAAUGGUAAUGAAUAUACAAUGGGAUACUAUCUCGUCGAUGGUAUAUAUCCACAAUGGUCAACAUUUGUGAAAACAAUUCAUUCUCCUCAAGGAAAUAAGAAAAAACUUUUUGCUGCAGCUUAA